Saitoella complicata NRRL Y-17804 is the source of this 4383-nucleotide messenger RNA. RefSeq lists its product as uncharacterized. Gene Ontology annotation, biological process: regulation of transcription by RNA polymerase II; nucleosome organization. The transcript has 3 exons. NCBI's taxonomy places the organism in Eukaryota, Fungi, Ascomycota, Saitoellomycetes, Saitoellales, Saitoellaceae. The record is from RefSeq and is a predicted model, not a curated record. Gene Ontology annotation, molecular function: ATP-dependent chromatin remodeler activity; ATP binding; nucleosome binding. Gene Ontology annotation, cellular component: nucleus; chromatin. Bases 1 to 4383 code for a protein of 1460 amino acids.
AUGGCUCGCGGUAGAAACACAAAGGCUACACAGGCCGAAGAAGAUGUCGACAUGGAGGACAUGAAGCACGAUGUUGACGAAGCCGACUACAACGAGAACGAAUCCAUGGGCGAGGAAGAUGGCAAUACCCAGAAAACCGGUGCGAAGCGAAAGCAGGCAAUGGCCGACAAGAAAUCACAACUCGACAAAGAAAAGAUCAGAGACUCCGCAAAGCGAUUCCAAUACCUCUUGGGCCAAACCGAUCUGUUUAGACAUUUCAUCAAUAUCCGUGCUGAGCAGGAUGAGGAGUUCAUGGCGAUUUUGGAGGAGACGGAUAAGCUGAACUCUUCCGAUAAGAAGAAGAAGGCGGUGAAGAAGGAUGACCGUCGACACCGGAAAUCCGAAAAAGAAGAAGACGCCGAACUCCUCCAAGAAAACGUCGAAGAAGAGAGAGAGGAGCAGACUGUAUUCACCGAAUCGCCGUCCUACAUCCACGGACAAAUGCGUGAUUACCAGGUCCAGGGUCUCAACUGGCUCGUCUCCCUCCACGAAAACCACCUCAAUGGUAUCUUGGCCGACGAAAUGGGUCUCGGAAAGACCCUCCAAACAAUCUCUUUCCUCGGAUACCUCCGCUACCUCAAGGGCGUCAAGGGUCCCCAUCUCGUCAUGACCCCCAAAUCCACGCUCGACAACUGGGCUCGUGAGUUCAAGAUGUGGACGCCGGAUGUCAAGACGGUCGUUAUCCAGGGAACGAAGGAUGAGCGUGCGGAUUUAAUUGAGAACGUCCUAUUGACCGGAGACUUCGAUGUCUGUAUCGCAAGUUACGAGAUCGUAUUGAAGGAAAAGACACAAUUCAAGAAGUUUGCGUGGGAGUACAUCAUCGUUGACGAAGCCCACCGAAUCAAGAACGAGGAAUCGAUGCUGUCGCAGGUCAUCCGUCUCUUCACAUCCAGAAACAGACUCUUGAUCACAGGAACCCCAUUACAGAACAACCUCCACGAACUCUGGGCCCUCCUCAACUUCCUCCUCCCAGACGUCUUCUCCGACUCCCAAGCUUUCGACUCUUGGUUCGAACAGCAAGAGGGCGACCAAGACACCGUCGUCCAACAACUCCACAAAGUCCUCCGUCCCUUCCUUCUCCGCCGCGUCAAGAACGAUGUGGAGAAAUCACUCUUACCCAAGAUCGAGACGAACCUUUACGUCGGUCUUUCGGAGAUGCAAGUUAAGUGGUACCAACGCAUCUUGGAGAAAGAUAUCGAUGCGGUGAAUGGAGCGGUGGGGAAGAAGGAGGGUAAGACGCGGUUGUUGAAUAUUGUUAUGCAGUUGCGGAAGUGCUGUAACCACCCCUACCUCUUCGAUGGUGCGGAGCCUGGACCGCCGUUCACGACUGAUGAACACCUCGUUGAUAACAGUGGUAAAAUGGUUAUUUUGGACAAGUUGUUGAAGAGGAGGCAAGCACAGGGCUCCCGUGUUUUGAUUUUCUCACAGAUGUCUCGUGUCCUCGACAUUCUCGAGGAUUACUGUUUCCUCCGCGACUAUAAGUACUGCAGAAUCGACGGUUCCACGGCGCACGAAGACCGUAUCGCGGCAAUCGACGACUACAACCGUCCCGAUUCCGACAAAUUCAUUUUCUUGUUGACGACACGUGCGGGUGGAUUGGGUAUCACCCUCAACACCGCCGAUGUCGUCGUCCUCUUCGACUCAGACUGGAAUCCGCAGGCGGAUUUACAGGCAAUGGACCGUGCGCAUCGUAUCGGACAAAAGAAGCAGGUUUACGUCUACCGCUUCGUCACCGAAAACUCUGUCGAGGAAAAAGUCUUGGAAAGAGCCGCGCAUAAAUUGCGGUUGGAUCAACUCGUUAUUCAACAGCAACGCACGAGCGCUAAGACGAACAACAAUGCCUCCAAGGAUGAUUUGUUGGGUAUGAUCCAGCAUGGUGCCGAAAGCGUGUUUAACAAACGCGAUGGAGGGACUAUGACGGAGGAUGACCUUGAUGCUAUUCUGGCGAAGGGUCAGGAUAGGACGAAGGAGUUGAAUGAGAAGUAUUCGAAGCUUGGUGUUACUGAUUUGGAGAACUUUACGUUUGAUUCCGCAUACGAGUGGAACGGGACGGAUUAUCAGAAGAAGAGCGCGGGUCUGGGACUGGCGUGGAUCAACCCCUCCAAACGUGAACGCAAAGAGCAGAAUUACUCCAUGGAUGGGUACUAUAAGGGUGUUCUCAAGACUGGUGGUAGAGUCGCUGGACAGCCUAAAGCGCCGAGAGCGCCGAAACAGACCAACGUCCAGGAUCACCAGUUCUAUCCUGUGAGGUUGACGGAGUUGCAGAAUAAGGAAACUGCGUACUACCGGAAAGAACAGGAAUACAAGGUUCCCCUCGCCGAUGGACCCGAUGACGAUCUUGAUAAACGUGUGAAGGAGCAGGAGGAUGCGCAGAGGGAGAUUGAUGAGGCGGAACCGUUGACGGAGGAGGAGGUUGCGGAGAAAGAGGAGUUGUCGACACAGGGAUUUGGGCAAUGGUCCCGUCGUGAUUUCCAGCACUUUAUCCGUGCGAAUGAGAGGUAUGGUCGGGAGAACAUCAAAGCUAUAGCUGUGGAGAUCGAGGGCAAGAGUGUUGAGGAGGUGGAGGAGUACGCCAAAGUCUUCUGGGACCGCUAUGCCGAACUCGCUGGCCAUGAACGCUUUAUUGCACAGAUUGAAGAAGGGGAGUCGAGGUUGAAGAAACAGUCCAAGCAACAACAAUUGCUGAGAAAGAAAAUCGAGAUGUACCGUGCGCCACUCCAACAACUCAAACUCAUCUACGCACAAAACAAGGGAAAGAUCUACACCGAAGACGAAGACCGAUUCUUGCUUGUUAUGCUCGACAAGUACGGACUUGAUCGGGAGGAUAUCCAUGAGAUUAUUCGAGAGGAGAUUAGGGAGAGUCCGUUGUUCCGGUUCGACUGGUUUUUUAAGAGUAGGAGUGUGGAUGAGAUUAAGAGGAGGUGUUCGACGUUGUUGUUGGUUGUGAUGAAGGAGAUGGAUGGGUCGUCGAAGGAUAAGAGGGGGGUUGAGGAGGAGGAGGAGGAGGAAGGGCAGGGACAGCCGCCGGCGAAGAAAGCGAAGGGGGCUGCGGCUGAGAAGAAGGGUGCGACGAGCGCAGUCAAGAAAGCUGGCUUGAUUUUUGAAUGGGUUGCCUGGAUGUCGGUGAGGCUGCGCAAUGCGGCUCAGCGUAUCGCGCGGCUCGGUAUCUCAUCUGAUGCAAGCCGCGCUGUUGGCAGUGGGAUGCCAUCACUAUUAGGAUUACUCACAGGCAAAGACAAGGAGAAGGAUAGGGACAAGACCAAGAACGGAGAGAGAAAGGACAAGCCGGUCAUCAUCCGUGCAGGCCGUGGCGGAGCGGGGAAUAUCCGCAGAGAACGCUCACCGGCACCCACAUCACCGACCAUCCCCCAGUCACCCUCCUCGCCUGCCUUCCAAUCGCCUUCCAAGAAACCUCAACACGGAGUACUCACACCACAUAAACCAGUGAGGGUUAGCAUCGGCCGCGGCGGCAGCGGGAACCUAUUCCCGGAAUCACAAGUCGCGGCAGGCGAGGAAGAUGAGGUAUUCGAAGAGGACGAGCCAGCGUUGAGGCGAGUCAUGACUAAUACGUCCAACAACUCUAAGGCGAGCUCGAGGGAUGAGGUGGUGAGAACGGGACGUGGUGGAGCGGGGAAUAUCAAACGUGGACCCACGCCGAAGGGGGAGAGGAAGAGUGAGGAGGGCGUCGUGUUGGAAGGGAAGCCGCAAGCGAGGAGGAGGAGAAGUUCGGGGUGGUCGUUUCUGAGCUCGUCGUCUAUCCACUCACACUCCGACGCUGAUACCCACCCUCAGCACCAGGGAGAGGGAGGAGGAAGCCACCACCUAGGACCCCGCCCCCGCAAAAUCUCACACUCCCGUCCCUCAGCCGACGCUGCAGCCGUACCAACCCUCGCACACACCUCAACAACCCAAAGCGAAGACGCGGAUGCACUUAUGCCCCUCCCCACCGAAGACUCCGACACCCAAACUCACACGCACGCUCGGGCCCGUGUGGGGUACUCGUUGACGAAUGCGGUUACGAGGGAUGGUGGCGUAGUCGUUGAUUUGGCGCCGAGUGCUUUGACGCCGACUUUGACGCCUGCUACGAAUCCGAUGGAGGGAGUGAGGCCGGUGGCGAGGAGGGUUGGUUCGUCGGAGUCGGCGGGGAGUGGGAAUCGUGCGCCUGGGCCUGGGCAUGUGAAGAGAGGGAUGUUUGGAGGGGGUGGGAGGGGAAGUGGAGAGUGGGAGCAUGCCAUUGCUGACGAGGACGAUGGUCAUGGUGCGGGGGGCGAGAGGGGUGGGGUGAGGGGGUUGAUGGGGAGGUUGAGGAGGUGGAGUACGAAUGAGUCGGUUAGGAGGGAGUAG